CACAAUCUUGUCAUCCAAAUGUAAGAGGACACCGCUUCCUGGUGUGGACUUAUAAUACCGGACUGAUGGAGGAGAGAGUGAGAAGGUAGACCUCAGUGUGACCUGGUGUGAUUCAACCCACGAGUCUGCGGAGAUAGUGAACAGAAGAAUCACCUUAUUCAGUCUGAGGAAUGUCAGCCAUGAACAAAUCUGCAGACAAUGGCGGCUCCUUCUCGUCAAAGGUCAUCAACAUUGUGUUUAUCACGCUGCUGUUGGACCUGCUGGGAUUUACAUUGAUUCUACCUCUACUGCCUUCGAUUUUGGACCAUUAUGCACAAACAGGGGAUGGUGUAUAUCAGUCUCUGCAGAGUGUUGUGGACUGGUUCAGGGAGGGUGUGGGGAUCCCUAUGGAAAAGAAAUACAACAGUGUCCUGUUUGGAGGUCUGAUCGGGUCGCUGUUUUCUCUGCUGCAGUUCCUGUCGUCACCUGUAACCGGAGCUCUGUCAGACCGCUAUGGCAGGCGGCCCUUGCUCAUUCUUACCACAUUAGGGCUGAUCUCCUCGUAUGCAGUCUGGGCCAUUUCCCGAAGCUUCAGCAUGUUCCUGCUGUUUCGAGUAAUUGGGGGCAUUUGUAAGGGCAACGUCAGCCUCUGCACAGCCAUCGUGGCCGACUUGCCUUGCCCGAAAGCACGGAACCGAGGAAUGGCUAUGAUCGGCAUUGCCUUCUCCAUGGGCUUCACUGUGGGCCCUCUGAUGGGAGCCUACUUUGCCCUCAGCUCCAGAACAGGAAACGUCUUCUACCAAACUCCAGCUCUACUCGCCUUGGCCUUCAGUGUGGCUGAUCUGCUCUUUAUAUGGGUCAUGUUGCCAGAGACGCUCACAAAGGAUGUCAAGGCUUCAUCUUCAGGGUUCGGGGCCUCCAGGGACCUUCUGAACCCGUUAUCUUUGUUCCAUUUUUCAGCUGUUACCAGAACAAAAGAUCCACCUCCAAAAGAACGAAUGCAGAAACUUCAAGCAUUGGGCCUGGUUUAUUUCUGCUACCUCUUCCUGUUCUCUGGUCUGGAGUUCACGCUGAGUUUUCUGACUCACCAACGCUUCCACUUUACAAGUAUGCAGCAGGGAAAGAUGUUCUUCUUCAUUGGUGUCAUCAUGGCUUUGAUCCAGGGGGGUUAUGCUCGCAGAAUCAAACCUGGCCAGCAUAUCAAGGCUGUUCAAGUGGCAAUCAUAACAUUAAUCCCAGCGUUUAUUCUCAUCGGGCUCUCAUGGAAUAUAACAAUGCUUUACGUCGGCUUGGCGUUAUACUCAUUUGCGGCUGCAAUAGUUGUUCCAUGCCUGUCGACGCUUGUUUCUGACCACGGGUCGGCCAAUCAGAAGGGCACAGUGAUGGGGAUUCUGCGUAGUUUGGGCGCUUUAGCCAGAGCACUGGGACCGGUUCUGGCAUCCUCUGUUUACUGGAUAGCUGGAGCUCAGAUCUGCUUUUUCCUCACUUCGGCCUCUUUCAUUAUUCCUCUGGCUCUCCUGAGAACAGCCAGAAGUCUAAAGGAGGAGUGAGAGACAGAGACUCUGAUUGCAGAGACAUUUUAUAGUUUAAAUGAAUGUUAUGAUGUUUACAAACAAGCACUGAUGUCUUACUGUGACAUGAACAAUAAUAAUAAUGAGAUGUGUACUUUCUGCGCUGUAAGCCGAGGAUCAUCCCAUGGAACAAAAUAAUACAAGAAGAUGAGGCUCAUGCCAAAACCGAGGGACAUUAUUGAACAAAUGAGAAAUAAGUGGACAUCAUGCCUUUUUAAUGAGCACAUGUAGACCUGUGCAUAUUGUGAAAUGUAUGGGUAUGGGUAUGUAUGGGUUAGGUUGGGUUAACGUUUAUGCUCAUAGAUAUCAUUUUAUAAUGCAGUAUUUUAUCAAAUACUCAGAUUUUAUAUUUUACAAAGCAGCAUUUUAUUUUAGUUUUAAAAAUGUGAAUAUUGUAUUUUCUUUUUAUAAAAAAGAGUUAACGAGCAAGUCAAUAUCUAUUAUGGAUAAUUAUUAUUAUCUUACCCUAAAGAUUGUACAAAAAGGUUUUCAAUAAACUUUAUUGCAAUGGUGGAAAGUAACCAAGUA
Messenger RNA from Cottoperca gobio, 2078 nucleotides. RefSeq names its product major facilitator superfamily domain-containing protein 10. The transcript is spliced from 13 exons. NCBI's taxonomy places the organism in Eukaryota, Metazoa, Chordata, Actinopteri, Perciformes, Bovichtidae. The record is from RefSeq and is a predicted model, not a curated record. Gene Ontology annotation, biological process: transmembrane transport. Gene Ontology annotation, cellular component: brush border membrane. The coding region runs from base 171 to 1529 and encodes 452 amino acids. Gene Ontology annotation, molecular function: transmembrane transporter activity.